Molecule: messenger RNA, 714 nt
Organism: Lampris incognitus (smalleye Pacific opah)
Lineage: Eukaryota; Metazoa; Chordata; Actinopteri; Lampriformes; Lampridae
Product: type-4 ice-structuring protein LS-12-like
Exons: 4
Coding region: 41-517 (158 amino acids)
Source: RefSeq, a predicted model, not a curated record
GCCCAGGAGUGAAGUGUGUAUUUCCCAUCCAUCUGCAGUCAUGAGAGUCUCCCUUGUUGCUGCCCUUGUCCUUGUUCUGGCUAUUGGCCAUGGUGCUGAGGCCGCGUCUCUGAUGAAGAGCGAGGCCCCCUCGGCGGUGGAGAUGAUCACCAAGAUCAUCAAGGAGAUGUCGGCCAUCGUCACCGGCACCACGCAGGGUAUGGUGCAGAAGCUGAAGAGCCAUGAGCUGACCAACAAGGCCCAGAUGUACAUUGAGGACAGCAGAGCACAGAUCCAGCCUCUGGUGGAGCACGUCCAGAUCGAGGCUGGUAAGCUCCAGGAGCAGGUGAAACCAUAUUUUACCAACAUCGAGGAGCAGAUGAAGCAUCUGACGGACAACCUCCAAGCUCAGAUCAUACCUCUUGCUGAAAACUUCAAUGUUCAGAUCAAACCUCUAGCUGACAAGUUCCAGACUCAGGUGGAGAGGCUCUUCCAGCAGGUGAUGGACCAAACCAAGGCCCUGCUCCCCCCACAGUAAAGCUAGCUGUUGGUUCAGCCUGGUUCAAAUGAAACACCCCCACGCCCCUGGCAAGAUUUUUUUUUGGGGUCAUUUUUGCUCUGCCCAGAUUUUGGAGGGAAAACACUGUUUCACUAUAUGUCAUCUUGCUUAUUCCCCUCUCCAUAAGUGAUCUGAGAUAUGAUGACUUGAUUUUCACCAUUAAAGAGCUGGAAAGG